Amphimedon queenslandica is the source of this 1359-nucleotide messenger RNA. RefSeq lists its product as uncharacterized. The record is from RefSeq and is a predicted model, not a curated record. The coding region runs from base 75 to 1334 and encodes 419 amino acids. Lineage: Eukaryota; Metazoa; Porifera; Demospongiae; Haplosclerida; Niphatidae. The transcript has 2 exons.
ACCAUUAAACCUCUCUCUCUCUCUCUCUCAAUCUCUUAGUGAAGUUUCUCAAGUGCAACUAUACUACCCAUAAAAUGUCUAUCAUCACAAAGCUCUCUCCACUUGCUCUCCUUCUACUAGGAGUCUGCAUAAUAAUAACCAGUGGACUCCCGAUGAAACGAAGCACAGCUCCAGUUUGCAAUGGAGGCAAAGGAGCCCUCAACCAGUACAUACUGAAGUCAUUCCAGUCAUUCUCUGCAGCAAGGAAGAGCAAAAACUGCACCAAGCUACUAGAGGACAACCCAGACCUUAAUGAGUACUAUUGUCAGUGCAAUGCCAUCACCGGGCUUGUAAAUAAACUUGAUACAACUAUACCAGUUGAGGAAGAAGAGACACCAGCUACACCACCUGAGGAAGAAGAGACACCAGCUACACCACCUGAGGAAGAAGAGACACCAGCUACACCACCUGAGGAAGAAAUAGGAUCAAGUAUACUACCUGGGGAAGGAGAGGAGUCCAAUAGUACAACCCCAAGCAAUAGCAAUGCAGUCUCCAGCAGCAGCAGCACAACCUCAAGCAAUAGCAGCCUAAUCUCCAGCAACAGUACAUUCAGUGAUACAGCAGAGAAGGGUGAGUACAAGGAACUCAGAGGAUGCUGGUCAACUUUCGAAACAAACGUUGAGGAAGGAAAAAAGAAGAUCCUUGGAGGCGACUUCAGCAUGUACAAGCUACCAAAGCAAGAUCAGAAGGAACUCAUCGUAAAACUCUUUGAUAAAGACAGCAAUGUCAUAUCAGAGAGGUCCUUGUCAUCAGAUGUAAAGGGUGGGUGGGUAUCUUUACACAUCAAUAGCUACGCUGCUAGUUUACCAUACGGUGAGAUCAAAGAAAGAAUACUGGUAACUGUAGCAGAAGAAGAAGGAGGCAACUAUUUGACAUGCGAUGAGGUGCAGCAAUACUUCAUCAUGACAUGCUCGGCUAGUAUUAGCCUUCCCACUCCAUCUUCCAUUCCCUCGUACUUCAACCUGGAACCAAUGACGACGCUCUUGACAAAAAAGACCUCGUCCUCGCUCCUUGAUCGACUGAGAGGAAAAAAGAGACGAGAAGUUGAUGGAACAGACAAAUGCGUCAUGACGGAGAAUAAGGUCCAGCUUGCUGAUAUCUCUCCUGUUGAAAAAGGUCACACUCUUGUAGCUGAAGAUGGAGAGAUGAUUGACAUUGGGCACUGUGUCUCUAAAGGCGAUACUAAAGUUCCUUGCAGGCCAAAAGGUGUUAUGAGUCAUCAUUAUAUAACACAAGACAGAAGCGGAAAGUAUCUUAUGCAGGAGGUUGCAAGGCUCAUCGCAACAGAAUGCUAAAUCUCUCAAUCAUCAGAAAAUGUAU